AUGUCGUUUAUCAUGAAGCGCCAUUCGGCGCCAUGGAAGGCAGCGAUAUUUAGGGUUCUGCGCAUAGCGUGCCUCAGUUGGAGUCUCACGACGUGCGGAAAUGCCGCCGCCAGUUUAGCUUCCAAGGACAGUCAAACUGGCUUCACAGCGUACGGCGAAUCUUGUGCAGGAGCUGGUUGUAUAUUCGACGAGUCCAGCGUGGGCGCCGACAUACACGAGUUCUGCCUUGUACCGGGGGUGGGGGGCGGUAGAGCUGUACAGCUGGUGCGCCCAACCGAUGAUCACCUAGGAUUGGAACUGGUCGAAGAGGGAAUGCAACUCUUGCGCUCCAUACCGAAACCAAUCGCAAUAGUGACAGCAAUCGGGAGCGUCAAGACGGGGAAGAGCUCGCUACUUAAUGUGCUCAAUGAGCACGUUUUGUGCGCCAAGGGCGACCAGCUGGAUGGUUUCCAUGUUAGCGAUUCCGUCAAUGCGACAACACGUGGGAUAUGGAUUUGGUCGGAACCCAUCGAGGUGGAGUCCAGAGUUCUGCAAGAGCAUAUAGACAAAGGUCUAACGUCAAAAUCAAGUGCAUUCGAUCACCUGGUAACUGUGAUGGAUUCGCUCAUGGGAGGAACAUUGCGUGCUAAGUUGACGGCAAAAGGCCGUGCUGAUUUCUCAAAACGCUCCGUCGAUAGAGUGAAUGUUGUAUUACUGGAUGUGGAAGGGUUUAACUCCACAGACGGAUUCCAGCGAUAUGACGAGGCCUUGUUCACACUGGCGGCAACCUUGAGCACCGAACUCAUAUACUUGACUCACAAAGUUCUAGAUUCCAGGGAUCUUUUGGACCUACAGCACAUGCUGCAGACCGCAAACUCAACUAUAGUCAACAUAUACAGAUCGUUGUCAAAUGCACCAAGCGUGGUUAUAGGUGAGGGUAAUUAUGCGCGCAGCCAUCAGGGCGUGUCGGUGAUUCAACAGGCAGGCGUCGCGGAAGAAACCGGUUGCGAUGCCUGCAAUAUCAUAACUAACGUCAGCAGGACGGCGUCGGGUGAGCGGCUUGGUGGUGGAUUGCUCGACCUCCAGACGCGCACUACGCUAACCAUGUCAGUGCAAGGAUUCAAUUUGCAGCUCCAAGAAUCCGCACUGGACUACUUAAACGAAGUUAUCAAUGUGAAACGAUUCGAUCUGUCUUAUAACGACCAGAGGUCAUUUUUAGCGAACUUGUCUCAAAUGAGGGAGCAAUUCGUGCGCUUCUUCAAAGCCGACAGUAGGUCGAGGGCUACGGCGUCAUCCCCGGAUCAGUUGGCGACGGACCUAAUCUCUAGGAUGACUUCAGGGUAUAAAUACGUUAUUCCGCAUGUUUUCGGGGCAGUCGACGCACUGCUAAUGUCAGCUCCAUCUAAAAAUAAUAAAACGCCAAGGAAAUGCGAACUUGCCCGUGGGUAUUUGGAGCAGGUGUUAAACUUUAAAAUUAGGCUAUUCAAGCGAUGCCUGAUGUCUCCCAAGACACGUGUUUCGUUCGUGUUGAAUGAUACGGUCCAUAUGGCGGGAAAUGAUUUUGGCGACCUUCUCGAUCACCUGGUUAAGACACUGAAUGACUCACUAAAGGCUGGAUCUGUGGACUACGAAGGCGACUUCCGUUUGACACGGGCGAACCUGGUGAAGAACGAUCUUGUUGAUCUGUACGCCCAGGAGCUUGGGGGGUUCACGCGCAAACUUCCAAUACCGCUUCCCGUCGAGCUGGCCGACUUUAAUGAAGUCACAAAAACCAAGUACAUCCAGCUCAUUGAAUUAUACGCGAGUUAUGACAUCACCCCCGACAAUUACCGUGCCUUGAAGGCAGAUUUCGAAGGGCGAUUGUCAAAGUUAAUGGAAUACUUCGACCAUGAGCUUCACGAAAUCACCUUGAAACACUGCCGGGCCGUUCUACCGGGUGUUAAGAAUGCCAUAAGUGAGCUCACAGCGCAAUUAAAGUUGCCAGUCUUGCCCUCUGUGAUAGAGGACCUCGAACGCAAGAGACUUGAGAUACUGGAUAUCUUCGUACAAGCAGUAGAUGCCAAUGGAGUUGAAUAUUCCACAACUGAAGCAUCCAAAGCGGUAGCAGUUGAGGUUGUGGAGUUUAUAGACACGCAAAUACAUGACCUUUAUAGGGAAAACGAGUCUGAAAUUAAUGCUGUAUUCCAGGAAGGUACGCGGCGGGCAAUCGAGUUUUACGUGAGCAACUCCGACCGUAAUGCUGUGGAAAAGUACCGCGUCAGUAGCACGGAUUUCGUUGAAAGCGUUAACGCUUGGAUCGGCGGCUCUUAUGCAGCCUACUACCAAGUUGUCGGCGACUUCAAGGAGAUGGACGACAUGAACCGAAAGUCACUGGAGUUUCUGGGGAAGCAGCUCUCCCUUCUCGAGAAGGAAAGCAUGGACCAUUGGGAUGACGUAUGCCGGCACUCUCUGUCGCAAACCAUGCAUCGAUUCAAGAGCACAUUCGACGUGCAAUUGCAGCAGCUUGUGCCAUUUAGACCUGCACCCAAGCCGAUUUUAAGGAUCGCCAUAGAGUACCUGCGGGCGCGCGGAUGGGCAGCAAUGGCCGAGUUGCACUGUGGCACAUCCCAGGUAGUGCGUAACACACAACCGAUCUUCAACCGCAUGGUCGACGAAAUCGGCCAGAAUGCAGUGAAAAGCAACGAUGAAUCCGUAUUCAGGCACUUCCACAAGGAGUUUAUGAUCAUGUACCAAGAGGCCGUGGAACGUGUUGACCACGUCUACCACUUCUACCAGCUUAAAAAGCAUAUGCACUGGUAUGCUAAACGACAUGUGUUCGCACACAUAAAGGUGGUCGAUCAGCUUCUACGGCCAAAAAGGGCUGCAGAAGAGCUUAAGAAGAAUGUGGACGUCGAUGUGCUGGAAAAUAUUACGGACGCGAAACUGCUCCGGGAGGCGAAAUCAUUGCUGCUUAUCGGAAGCGCAGAUGCAUCAAAGACACACGUUAUUGACGCCUCUAUUUUGCUGGAAGAUAUAGUUGAGCAGUGGCUGAGCGAAAGACUCUACCCACGUAUACGAAAUGACCUCAUGAUACGCAUGCCAAAGCUGUCCACUUUCUUUGCCAUGGCAGCAGUACUGGUAUGCUCUACGCUCAUGUUCAACGUGCGCAAUGCUCGUCUGAUAUAUUUUUUAUGCUGCAUUGACGUCAUUGCUUUCGUGCAUAUGAUGGGGUUGCGUCGGGUCAUGUUGCUCCUCGGGAUGGCUGCGCGAUGGGCGAAGAACCUUUUGACUAUGGCUAUCGCUACGCUGGGUGUGUCUUGGAGUGUGGCUAUUGCUAUGACGCUGCUGGCCGGGUCGCUUCUCUGGCGCCAGGUAGUAAGGCGGAUGCCGGCAAUAUUAGGGGGGCGCCGCCGUUCCAGGUACCUGCUGUUGAAGCAGGGCAGGUAG
Messenger RNA from Babesia bigemina, 3405 nucleotides. RefSeq lists its product as hypothetical. The record is from RefSeq and is a predicted model, not a curated record. Lineage: Eukaryota; Apicomplexa; Aconoidasida; Piroplasmida; Babesiidae. Gene Ontology annotation, molecular function: GTPase activity; GTP binding. The transcript has a single exon. The coding region runs from base 1 to 3405 and encodes 1134 amino acids.